UCCCUUUAACAACAAUCUUAUGCCCUCCUCUUUCUCCCGUUUGAUCAUAAUAACAAUGUUACUUUACAAUUGUAAAUAACAACCGUUCGAGAAUAAUAAGCUGAAUUUCUGGUCACUCAAACCUCACUAUCUUCGAAUAAUAAACACCUAGAUUAGAAAUAUAUACAAGCCUGAAAUAGAACUGGAAGAAAAGAAAAAAGGGAAAAAGGAAAGAAGAGAUAAAUAACAUUGACAUGGAGCUGGAAGGAGAGUUGAAAAACUUCAUAAAAGUAUGGAUUUUAGCUACUGCAUGUUCAUGUUAUUGUUACUAUAUAGCAUCAAAAUUACCUAAAGGUAUUCUAAGACUCCUCUCUCUUCUCCCUGUCUUUUACCUUUUCAUAAUCCUUCCUUUAAUUCUCACCUCCUUCCGUUUAUGUCUCCUCACUUCUUUCCUCCUCGUUUGGCUUGCUAACUUCAAGCUGCUUCUUUUCUCCUUUGAUCAAGGUCCUUUAUUAUCACCACCUCCACGUAAUGUCUUCCAUUUCAUAUUUCUAACUUGUCUUCCCAUAAAACUCAAAAACAACCAAAACCCAUCUCCAGAUUCACACCCAGUUACUAGAAGAUUAUUUGUUUUAGUAAUCAAAGCAUCUCUUCUGGCUAUUCUAUUCCAUUGCUAUAGCUAUAGACAUUUCAUGCACCCUUACGUUAUGUUUGUAUUAUAUUGCUUGCAUUUGUACCUAGAAAUAGAACUUGAGCUAACCAUUUCUGCAGCCCCAGCUCGAGCCCUUCUUGGGUUCGAGAUCGAGCCACAGUUCAAUGAGCCUUGCUUGGCUACAUCCUUGCAAGACUUUUGGGGCCGUAGAUGGAAUCUCAUGGUUACAAAUAUUCUACGCCCUACCGUAUACUAUCCUGUACGCCAUUUAUCUAUUCGUUUAUUUGGAUCCACGUGGUGGUCUUCGGGGCCAGCUUACGUAGCUACAUUUGCUGUUUCCGGAUUAAUGCACGAGAUUUUGUAUUUUUAUAUCACGCGCGUUUCUCCAACGUGGGAGGUGACGUGUUUUUUUGUCUUACAUGGAAUUUGCGUAGCUAUCGAGGUGGCCGUUAAGAAAUUGCUGAAGGACAGGUGGCGUUUUCACCGGGCGAUUUCAGGGCCACUGACUCUCGUUUUUGGAGCCGUCACCGCCUUUUGGCUAUUUUUUCCCCAGCCAAUGAGAAAUAAAGUGGAUGAGAAGGCUGUGGAAGAAUAUUUAAUUUUGGUAAAUUUUGUAAAGCAGAAAUUAAGUUCUCUUAUUUAUUUUUUUUUUUCUGAAAUGAUCGAGGAAAAAUAUGUAUUAAUUCCUAUUGUUGAAGAGCCCUGACCGGAAGUAGUAUCACUGUAAUACAUAUUUCCAUAAUUCAACGACAGCAGGAAUAGAUAAUUUAUAAUGUUGAAUUAAAUGGUGUUUAGUAUUUAGA
Molecule: messenger RNA, 1434 nt
Organism: Jatropha curcas
Lineage: Eukaryota; Viridiplantae; Streptophyta; Magnoliopsida; Malpighiales; Euphorbiaceae
Source: RefSeq, a predicted model, not a curated record